CAAAUAUUGUUGCAUUCAUUGCGUGAGUCAACGUCAACAAUGGACAACAUUGAUUUUAAUGUGAGCUACGAGAAUCUUCACUUAGGUGAUUUUAUUGAUUUUGGUAGCUUUGGUGAUGUUUACAAAGCACAUUGGAUAACUGAGAGCAGAGACAUUGUUAUUAAAAUUAUUAAAAGCAAUGAACGUGAUAUUUUAAGAGAGAUUCGAAACUUAAAAGUUCUUAAACACCAAAAUAUUGUCACUUUCUAUGGAUUAGCAAAAAAUCUUGAAACUCGAAUAUGCAUGAUUUUUGAAUACGCAGAUUGUGGAUCACUUUACAACUUCUUGCAUAACAAUAAGAAUAUUGAAAUAUCAUACGACGUCAAGAUGAAUUGGAUGUUGCAGAUUGUCAAGGGAAUGGAGUAUUUAUAUAGCAAAAAAAAAUUCCAUCGAGAUUUUAAGUCUCGAAACAUUUUGCAAUUUGACAAAUAUCGUACCAUAAAAAUAUGCGAUUUUGGUACAGUGAAAGAUCUUUAUAUGGUUCCAGAAAUUUCUAUGGGAGGAAGAUGUUACACGGAAAAGUGUGAUGUUUUUAGCUUUGGCAUUGUUUUGUGGGAAGUAAUGUCUAGGAUAAAGCCCUUUCAUAACUAUUUAUUAAUGGAUGCGAUAGCUAUCCAAAUAAGAAUUAUUAAUGGUGAACGUCCGAACCUAAAUGACAUUAAGAGCUAUAAACACUCCACUCACAUUAAGCUCAUGAUAGAAGAGUGCUGGAAAGACGAUCCAUCUCAGCGGCCGACAAUGAAGGUACUGGCAUUUUACCUUGGCUUUGAUCCCUAUUCGUUUAUCUGUGUUCCUAACUUAAUGUCUGCGGCUAAACCGUUGCAGGACAUAUGUGAAGAAGAUUUUCGAUUUCUAAAACAGGAUGGCGACAUAUUAACAUCUAAUAUUGAAUAGUACUAAUUGAACAAAUUACAAACAUAAAAAACAAGUAAGAAAGCAACAGUCGAGUGUGCUCGACAAUACCUGUUACAUACAUUUCCUGCCGGAACAAAGUUAUAAUACCCUUCUACCCUAUGGGUAGCGGGUAUAAUUAAGGUUGUAAUUAGUGCAUAAUGCUUCUAAUAAAUAUCGUUAUACUCUACAUAUUAUCCCAGGUUAAUAUAAUUAUAAUUUCUAAGGAACCUACAUAUACUGAAACUCAUCAAACAUCGAUCACAACUUCAUUGCCAGAUAUCGAUAAGAAUUUCUUAUCAUUGUGAUAAGCAAUUUGUCAACAAACCGUCAAAAAUUGAUUAAAAACUUUUAGUCAGCUUGUGUUAGUCAACUAUGGACAACGUGAGUAACAUAAAAUUGGGAAAAAGGAUUGGAUGCGGCAGCUAUGGAGUGGUUCACAAAGCAAUUUGGCAAGCUAAUGACCAACUAAAGAAAAUUGCAGUCAAAAUAAUUCAAGAAAACAAUGAAGAUUCCGAAACAGAAAUUAUUAAUAAGAAGAAGAAUAUUUUGAACGAAAUUCGGAAUCUACAACAGUUUAAUCAUAGGAACAUUGUCACACUGUAUGGAGCCGCAAAAGAUCCUGACAAUACCAUUUACAUGAUUUUCGAGUUGGCAGAUUGUGGAUCACUCUACAAUUUUUUGCAUUGCUCAGCUAACGACGUUAGCUACGUUGACAAGAUAAACUGGAUGGCGCAAUGUGCCAAAGGAAUUGAUUAUUUACAUAGUAAUAAUACAAUACACCGGGAUCUGAAAACUCAAAACUUGUUGCUUUUCGAUAAAUAUCGAAGAUUAAAAAUAGGGGAUUUUGGGACAGUGAAACAACUUACUACGAUUAAUACGGAAUUUAUUGGAACUAUUCGUUACAUGGCCCCAGAACUUGUUAUAGCAAAUGGGAAAUACACGGAAAAGUGCGACGUUUUUAGCUUUGGGAUUAUAUUUUGGGAAGUCAUGUCAAGGAAGAAGCCUUUCGAGAACUUAAAGGACAUGCAUCCAUUGGCAAUUCAAAAGAAAAUUUUAGAAGGUCUUCGUCCAAAUAUAUAUGAUGCGAUAACUUAUGAAGGUUCGGAUUGCUUUAAACGAACUAUCGAAGAGUGCUGGGCAGAAGAUCCUGGAAUUAGGCCCAGUAUAAAAGAACUGAUUGGCGUUUUCAAAAUUAAUCGUAUAGUUUACUGUAAUGUAAACUACGAUGACAUAGAGUUAGGAAAAAUGGUUGCCAGCGGUAAAUAUAACGAAGUCUACAAAGCAACUUGGUAUACCGAAGGCCAAUACAAAGAUGUUGCCGCGCACAUUAAUAGAAGUUGCAUUCCGGAUUUCAAAUAUGAACAAAGUACCCUCAGCAUAAUCUACUAUCUAAAGAACUUAAAGCAUGAGAAUAUUGCAACAUUAUAUGACGUCUCAAAAACGCACGACAACAGAAUUUGCUUGCUUUUUGAGCUUGCAGACUGUGGAUCACUUCAUAAUUGUUUACAUCAUACGGAAAUCAAAAUUUCUUAUAUUGUAAAGCUAAAUUGGAUGCUUCAAUUUGUCAAGGGUAUGGAACAUCUGCUUAGUAUAGGAAUAAGUCACCGAGACCUGAAAUCAAAGAACUUGAUGCUUUUCGAUGAAUAUCGUACAUUGAAAAUCGGUGAAUUUAUUGCAGUGAAGCCACUUCAUUUAAGUGAUACGUUUAUUGGCCCAGUUCAUUAUACGGCUCCAGAAGUUUAUGAAACACAUGAGCAUACGGAAAAAAGUGAUGUUUUUAGCUUCGGAAUUAUUUUCUGGGAAGUAAUGUGUAGAAGGAAACCCUUCCAUGACAUCAAUCCAUCAGAUAUCUCUAAAUUUAUAAUUAGUGGUGGUCGACCUAACGUGGAUGCCUUACCUAUUUAUGAGGAUUCGGAUCACAUCAAAUACAUAAUUAAUAAGUGCUUCGCGAGAUAUCCAGAAAAUCGCCCUACGAUUAAUAAAUUGUCUGUUCAGCUCCACUUUGAUCCCAAAGUCUUUACCAUAUUUCCUGAUCUAGUGAACCGUAUUGAACCAUUGGCAAAUAUUUGCGAUGCAGAUUUUAGUUUGCAAUAAACAAAAAGCCUUAAUUAUAGUAAACAUAUAUGUUUAAAAGCGUUGAGAGUUCUUAAAUAUAGGCAGUAUGAGGCAUUCUAAUACAAUUUAAUAUGUAUGCAUAUGCAUAUAUUGUAUGUCUGCUCUGUCUAUCAGCGGGAUUUUUCUGAGUCAAUUCCAAACACUUAGAUAUAUACAAUGGGACAAUUACCGGAAAUUGCAUAUAUGAAUAAUGUGCAAUAAUACAAAAAAAAAACCUAAACAUCCGCAAUUGUAUAUAUAACAGUGUUAAGUUUAUCGAUAAGAAUUUCUUAUCAACGUAAUAAACAAGUCGACAAGAAAGAAGCAAAAGUAGAUUAAAAACUUUAGUCAGUUUGUCGUACU
Messenger RNA from Drosophila nasuta, 3390 nucleotides. Its product is annotated as mitogen-activated protein kinase kinase kinase 7-like. NCBI's taxonomy places the organism in Eukaryota, Metazoa, Arthropoda, Insecta, Diptera, Drosophilidae. The record is from RefSeq and is a predicted model, not a curated record. Gene Ontology annotation, molecular function: ATP binding; MAP kinase kinase kinase activity. The transcript is spliced from 13 exons. Gene Ontology annotation, biological process: JNK cascade; immune response; positive regulation of canonical NF-kappaB signal transduction. The coding region runs from base 1306 to 3027 and encodes 573 amino acids.